UCACCCAUCACCCUUUUCGCGCCCGUACCCUGUAGCCCCCAUCCAGAUUUCGACUAUCCCUGUCCCCCCAUCUACCCCACUGAUCGCCGAGCUUAAUUACCGAACACUACCACCAAACAUCUACACUGGUUUUCUCCUUGCGUCUACCCACCACGACCGAGCCGACUGGAUCCACCAUGUCUUCCAAUUCUAUCAAGAUUUUCACGGGAAAUUCCCACCCGGAUCUCGCUGAGAAGGUUGCUAAGAGAAUUGGGAUUCCCUUGGGAAAAGUGUCAGUAGUUCAAUAUUCGAACCGGGAAACAGCCAUUACCAUUGGUGAAUCGGUCCGUGAUGAGGAUGUUUUCAUCAUUCAAACGGGAUGUGGUUCCAUUAACGACCACUUGAUGGAGCUGCUAAUUAUGGUGAAUGCUUGUCGUUCCGCCAGUGCUCGCAGAAUCACGGCCGUUAUCCCCUGCUUCCCUUAUGCACGUCAAGACAAGAAAGACAAGAGUCGUGCUCCCAUUACGGCUCGUCUUGUCGCAAACAUGCUUCAGACAGCUGGUUGCAACCAUGUAAUUACCAUGGAUCUCCACGCUUCUCAGAUUCAGGGUUUCUUCAAUGUUCCUGUGGAUAACCUUUACGCUGAACCUUCUGUUCUGCGUUACAUUCGUGAAAACAUCGAUACAGAUACGCAUCCUACUGUAAUUGUUUCUCCCGAUGCCGGUGGUGCCAAGCGUGCUACGGCUCUCGCCGACCGUUUGGAUCUCGACUUCGCGUUGAUUCACAAGGAACGUCAAAAGGCCAAUGAGGUUUCACGCAUGGUUUUGGUCGGUGACGUGAAAGACAAGAUUGCCAUCUUGGUUGAUGACAUGGCCGACACUUGCGGUACAUUGGGCUUGGCUGCUAAGACUUUGAAGGAAAAUGGUGCCAAGAGUGUGUACGCCAUUGUCACUCAUGGCAUUCUUAGUGGAAAAGCCAUUCGUGUCAUUAACGAAAGUGCUUUGGAGAAGGUUGUCGUGACGAACACCAUUCCCCACGAGGACAAGAAGAUCCUCUGCAACAAAAUUGAGACGAUUGACAUUUCGGGCGUUUUGGCCGAAUGUAUCCGUCGCAUUCACCAUGGCGAGAGUGUUUCUGUUUUGUUCAACAUUGCUCCCGCAUAAAUUAUUAGGUGAAGCAGCGUUUGUGCCACGCAGAGUGAGUACGCAUGCGUGGAUUUACGCGUCAAAUUACCUUAAUCAUCUUUUUUUUUCUCUAUUCACAAUAUCGUUUCGUAUCUCGGUUUCGGUGUUAACAUCUAUACCGUUGACACCUGUUCUAUCUCUUUUUGCACUUGUAGAUACCGUCCCUUGCGCAGUGGGUCAAUAGUUUGGAGUUUUCUUGCGAGUUGAACCCAUUCUUCCUGCUCUUUUCCGUCGACGAGCUGUGGAUUUAUGCGUUGGAGGCUUCGACCAUACUCAAUGAGUAAUUCACAGCACCCUGGUUGGCGAUUAGUAAAUGCACAAGAGGUAC
Schizosaccharomyces japonicus yFS275 is the source of this 1491-nucleotide messenger RNA. Its product is annotated as ribose-phosphate pyrophosphokinase. The coding region runs from base 177 to 1142 and encodes 321 amino acids. The transcript has 2 exons. Gene Ontology annotation, molecular function: magnesium ion binding; ribose phosphate diphosphokinase activity. NCBI's taxonomy places the organism in Eukaryota, Fungi, Ascomycota, Schizosaccharomycetes, Schizosaccharomycetales, Schizosaccharomycetaceae. The record is from RefSeq and is a predicted model, not a curated record. Gene Ontology annotation, biological process: ribonucleoside monophosphate biosynthetic process; nucleotide biosynthetic process.